Messenger RNA from Octopus bimaculoides (California two-spot octopus), 2026 nucleotides. RefSeq names its product cyclin-L1. Gene Ontology annotation, molecular function: cyclin-dependent protein serine/threonine kinase regulator activity. Gene Ontology annotation, biological process: regulation of transcription by RNA polymerase II. NCBI's taxonomy places the organism in Eukaryota, Metazoa, Mollusca, Cephalopoda, Octopoda, Octopodidae. The record is from RefSeq and is a predicted model, not a curated record.
GGGUAAGAGUGACUGAGAAGGUAGGAGGGAGCGAGAAAGAGACAAGACUGUAAGGUCCUAGUCAAGAUGUCGGAGAACAAACAGCUUGUGUCUUCUCGUCGUACUUUUAGCAAAGUAGUGAUUACUUUAGAAAAUAUUCUACUACCAGAAGAAAGAUUGUCGCCAACACCAUCUAUGCAAGAUGGUCUAGCAUACGAGGUAGAAAUAGAUUUACGUAUUAUCGGCUGUGAGAUGAUACAGACUGCUGGCAUCUUGUUGAAGUUACCUCAGGUUGCAAUGGCAACAGGACAAGUCCUAUUCCAGAGGUUUUAUUACUCCAAGUCAUUUGUGAAACACAACAUGGAGGUAGUAGCAAUGGCUUGUAUGAACCUGGCGUCGAAAAUAGAGGAAUGUCCUCGAAGGAUUCGAGAUACGAUAAACGUUUUCCACCAUAUAAAGCAGUUACGAAGUGGAAAGACAAUCCAUCCCAUGGUGCUUGACCAGAAUUAUAUCAAUUUAAAGAAUCAAGUUAUCAAGGCUGAACGGAGGGUUCUCAAAGAGUUGGGCUUUUGUGUUCAUUUCAAAUAUCCACACAAGAUGAUUGUUAUGUAUCUACAAGUAUUGGAAUGCGAAAAAAACCAGAAGCUUGUGCAGUGUGCAUGGAAUUAUAUGAAUGACAGUUUCAGAACAAAUGUAUUUGUACGUUAUCAUCCAGAAACAAUUGCUUGUGCCUGUAUUUAUCUUGCUGCUCGACAACUUCAGAUUCCUUUACCAAAUAGUCCCCAUUGGUUCUGGUUGUUUGAUGUUACGGAAGAACAGAUCAAAGCUGUUAGUUUGACAAUUUUGAGACUCUAUGCUAGGAAGAAGGCAAACUGUGAUGAAUUAGAGAAAAUAGUUGCUGAACACAGACGUAUACAGGUUGAGGCAAAACUAAAGGCAAAAAAUCAGAAAUCUGGCAAUGGUACCCCUAACUCGACAAUUUCACGUCCUGCUUCCCCCAAGUUGACUUGCAGUCCAGUGACUUCUUCAGCUCCAACGAAGGCCAAGAGUAAAGAUGAACGUGUUCAAUCAGACCACAGUUCAGAUGAUCCUGCACCACAUAACCAUGUCAACAAGAGGAGGCGAAGUCUUUCCAGAAGUGACAAAAGCCUAUCAGACUCCAACUCCAAAAGUAGAUCGAGAUCUGAGAGGUCUUUCAGCCACAGUCACAGUCGAUCUCCUGCCAACAAGAAUAAAAGAUAUCGGACUCCACCACGUAAAUAUCGUAGCAAGGAUAAAUACUCGCCUGAGCGCUACGUCCAGAAAGAAAAACACACCCACAAACGUAACAAACGUCGGUCAUACUCGAGAAGCCGCAGUCGAUCAUUCAGUCAGUCUCCUGAACAUCGACGUGCUGGCCACAAGAAAUACUACCGUGAGAGGGACCAUUAUCCUUACAAUCACAGCCCCGACAACAAACAGUAUAAGAAACACAGAAACCACCGCAGCCCCUCUUACGAGAGGUAUGACAAGUACAAACGGUAAUGCCAGCUUGUCAAAGCAGAAUGUGAUUUUUGUAUACCAGUUCCCCCCCUCCUCUCCCCUUGCCACUCACCACGUUAGUUGACAAUUUCCUACCUCCAACACAGGAGAGUGUUAGUGGUACCAUCAGUUUGUUGGUCUCAGUUGACAGCACCCACCCCAACCUUUCACCUUGCUGUGUUCCUACAAUGAUACAUAGGUCCUUCAUUUCCCUUUUAGGUUAUUUCUAAAUUUCUUUUUUUUUUUUUUUAAAUUCAAAAAAGAACAUCAAAAAAACGUGGAUUCUGUGAAGUCCAUGGAACAAUCUAGAUUGAAAUGUUUGUUGGGUCUGUUGCUACUGUGCACUGAUAACUAAAAGUUUGUGUAUGUGUGGUUUGGUCCUGUCUGUGUUCCAUCAUCUUGGCUAUCUCAUCUACUUCUCAGGGACAUCAUUUGUCGAUACUCAUCAUGCCAUGAAAAGGAUGUGAAGACAGUUGUAAAUAUAUUUGUAAAUAGACAUUAAAACAUAUAUCUGUAUAGAUUCAAA